This is a messenger RNA of Megalops cyprinoides (Indo-Pacific tarpon), 1118 nucleotides long. RefSeq names its product histone PARylation factor 1. The record is from RefSeq and is a predicted model, not a curated record. Gene Ontology annotation, molecular function: histone binding; poly-ADP-D-ribose binding. Lineage: Eukaryota; Metazoa; Chordata; Actinopteri; Elopiformes; Megalopidae. Gene Ontology annotation, biological process: regulation of protein ADP-ribosylation; DNA damage response. The transcript has 8 exons. Gene Ontology annotation, cellular component: nucleus. The coding region runs from base 20 to 1042 and encodes 340 amino acids.
GAGAAGGGCAGGAGCCAACAUGGCGGGGCGCGGGAAAAGGAAACCCAGAUCGUCCCUGCAGGAAGCGGAGGCAGCCAAUGGGCUGGGGAAGAGGGCCAAGACGGCCCCGGAGAUGGCGGUUUCCGCGGAGCUGCAGCAGGAGGUGGAGAGUCUGUACAAGCUGCGCAUGCCAGACGACUUCUAUCACUUCUGGGCUUUCUGCUGUCGCCUGAGAGCGGACAGCCCCUGCGAUGCUCUGAGAGACACGUUGGGUCUGCAGCUUGUUGGCCCUUUUGACAUCAUUUCUGGAAAGCACAAGUCAGCCAAGAACCCCAAGCCCAACUACCUCCUGCACUGGAGACACUUCUACGACCCGCCCGAGUUCCAGACCGUCCUGGUGGGCAGCAGUGAGAGCCAGUACCACAUGGGCUACUACAGAGAUUCGCCUGACUGCCUGCCUGUUUUCGUCGGGGAGAAUGAAGCGCGGAGAGGAUGCACCAUCCGCCAGAGUGGGGACAACCUGUUCGCCGCCGUGCUGCUCUUCCUGCAGAGGAAGGGGGGGAAGAAGGCGGAGCUUCAGGCCCUGGAGGCGGAGCUGAGAAGCGCAGCAGAGACUCUGGGCUUCAGCCUGGAGCAGAAGAGCAGAAGCAUGAAACAGAGAGACAGGAAGGUGGUUACGAAGACGUUCCAUGGGGCAGGUAUCGUCGUUCCUGUGGAUAAGAAUGACGUGGGCUACAGGGAACUCCCUGAAACGGACGCCGGGUUGAAGCGGAUCUGCAAAGCCAUCGCCGAGGCCCGGAGCGAUGAGGAGCGAGUGAAGGCCUUUGCACCCAUCCAGGAGAUGAUCACCUUCGUCCAGUUCGCCAAUGACGAGUGCGACUACGGCAUGGGCUACGAGCUCGGCCUCGACCUCUUCUGCUACGGCUCGCACUAUUUCUACAAAGUGGUGCGGCAGCUCCUGCCCUUGGCCUACAGCCUGCUGAAGAGGGACCUAUUCGGACAGAUCCUGGAGGCUCAUCUGUCCAACCGAAGCCAGGACAACCUGGACCAGCUGUCCCUGUGAAGAGAGGGGGUGAGGGAGGGGAGGGGGACUCCCUUGGUGUGCAUUUUCGGCUGUUCGUCUUUUGUCACGGUUCUGG